Molecule: messenger RNA, 192 nt
Organism: Entrophospora candida
Lineage: Eukaryota; Fungi; Glomeromycota; Glomeromycetes; Entrophosporales; Entrophosporaceae
Source: the annotation of a GenBank genome assembly
AUGUCAGAUCAAUUAAAAGAAUUUGUUGAGAUGCCGAAACAAUUUAUCAAAGAAGGUACACAGUUUGUAAAUCGAUGUACUAAACCUGAUCGUAAAGCAGUUGCAAUGGGAUUUUUUGUAAUGGGAUUUAUUGGAUUUUUCGUGAAAUUAGUUCAUAUUCCAAUUAAUAAUAUUCUUGUUGGCGGGGCAUAA